UUAGAACGACAAGCUCUUUUCUCCGCGGUUUAAUCAUCUAUGAUCGCAUUCGUCAAAAGGGGGAUCAGUUUUCUCUUCUGUUCCCGGAAAUUGGAAUAAAUAAAAGGAGCACCAGAAAAAUAAGAGAAGAGAAGAGGAAAAGAAAAACGGAAGACAGAGAUGAGGAAAGAAGACACGGUCAAGCUUAUCAGCGCCGAGGGGUUCGAGUUCGUGAUCAGUAAGGAACCGCCAUGGUUUCGCAGACAAUUCGCAACAUGCUCACCUCUCCAGGGAGUUUUGCGGAGGCUCAACAUGGGGAGGUGACUUUCCCUGAGAUAAGCACCACUAUUCUGGAGAAAAUCUGCCAGUAUUUCCACUGGUCUCUUCAGUAUGCUAGUGGUAAGGAAACCGAGUUCCCAAUUGAACCUGAACUGACUCUGGAGCUUAUGAUGGCUGCUAAUUACCUGCACACUUAAACUAGAUUGGUUAUUUUACUUCUUGGUGGCCAGUCUUCUAUAAUGGUAAGCACACAGUAUCUAUUCUUGCUUUGCUGCUGCUUUAGUAUUACAAACUGAUCUUGUGAUGCUGGCAACACUUCGCAGGAUCAUCGAUAGGCGAUGCUUGCCAGGAUGAUUUAGGACUGCGCUUGGUGUGUGGAAUUGCCAGUUAGGUGUGCUGUGGUUUACUAAGCAAACUUGUAAAAACCUCGAUUUAACCAAAGAAGAAGUCGGGACAGAAGCUAGCAAAAUGAAUGUGGCCAUUAAAAUAUGUACAUUUGCUGUUGUAAACUAAUCAGCUGCCGUGGAAUGAUCUCCUCCAACUUCCAAGCAUUGCUUUCUUCUGUGCGUUUUUUUUUGUUGGUAUUGUUGAUGUAAACUUUGCCUAUUAUAUUUUGGAGAAAUUUAGGGUUGGCAACGGGCGGAUCGGGGACGGAUUCAUACCAUCCGUGAGCAGUGUCGGGUUUCCCCGUCCCCGUCCUCGGCCACUCAACGCGGCCAAAACUGUUACCGUCACUGUGAAGCAACGGAUUCGGAGAAACCACGGGUCCCCAUUACCCGGUAGAAACACAAAAUAAUUAACAUAUUCAAAC
Messenger RNA from Linum trigynum, 1069 nucleotides. NCBI's taxonomy places the organism in Eukaryota, Viridiplantae, Streptophyta, Magnoliopsida, Malpighiales, Linaceae. The record is from the annotation of a GenBank genome assembly.